Molecule: messenger RNA, 841 nt
Organism: Oryza brachyantha (malo sina)
Lineage: Eukaryota; Viridiplantae; Streptophyta; Magnoliopsida; Poales; Poaceae
Exons: 2
Coding region: 79-672 (197 amino acids)
Biological process (GO): cell surface receptor signaling pathway
Source: RefSeq, a predicted model, not a curated record
CUUCCCCUUCUUGCAGGAGCAACACAACGUCAGAGAAACCAAGCGAGCAGCUGCCCUGACCAACCAAGUAGCUCAAAGAUGGAUCCGCUGGGCAACAUCCUGGGCGCGAUGUGGAAGGUGGUUUCAGCGAUCGUCAAGGCGCCGAGGACGGCUCGCCGGAACAAGGCCAGGCGCCGAGAGCUCGCCCUGCGAGCGAAGGGAGUCAACGACGUCCUGAGGCGGUACAGGAAGGCGGCCAGGGGCGACGCGGCGUCGGCGACGACGCGGAGGAUUCUGGGCAGGCUCAAGGACGCCGUCGACGACGCGUUCAAGCUCGCCGAGUGCUGUGGCGCCCGCCGGAGCAGCGACGGUCUUCUCUCCAGGCUCCAGCUCCACAGGCUCGUGGCCGGUGACGGGCUCGACGCGAAGCUCAGCGAUGUCAACAGCCGGAUCACCGACUGCCUCGUCGACCUCCAAGCCGCCAGUGCCGUCCGCAUGAUGGACCUCCAUGCCGCGAACAGCGCCGGUAUGGAGAAGAAGAUGGACGAGCUCGCCGCUGGUGCUCGCGAUCCCCGCCGCACAAACAACGCAGUAAGAUACAUGGAUCAUCAAAUUAUCGAUUUUUUGUUUUCCUCUUUAGCCGAUUGCAUGCGCAGACCAAUCUUCUUCUCCAGUGUUCCUGAAAGUGUGUGAAUGAUUGAUCGUAUUCCAAGUGUGGGUACAGGAGUACAUAUAUACGCGCAUGGGUGGCAUGCAAGCCUACCGCAAAUAGCGCAAUCACAUCCACAGAUCAAGGCCUAAUUACAUCAUGCUAACAGUUCCAAGCAGAGGGAGAUCAACAGUGGCAAGAAUUGCAACAGAG